Oreochromis niloticus (Nile tilapia) is the source of this 963-nucleotide messenger RNA. RefSeq lists its product as uncharacterized. The coding region runs from base 39 to 785 and encodes 248 amino acids. NCBI's taxonomy places the organism in Eukaryota, Metazoa, Chordata, Actinopteri, Cichliformes, Cichlidae. The record is from RefSeq and is a predicted model, not a curated record. Gene Ontology annotation, molecular function: protein dimerization activity. The transcript is spliced from 2 exons.
AUCCACAGCUGCAAACCCUGUCACUUGAAGAGUGGGAGAUGGUCAAGGAAACCUGUGAGGUCCUGCAGCCUUUUGAGGAAGUGACUGUGGAACUGAGUGCCGAAAGGUUUGUUACUGGAUCAAAAGCCAUUUUAAUGGCAAGAGGGCUGCAGAGGGUUACUGCACACAGACAGAGAAGUCCUUCCAUCUAUCAGCCAAUCCGCAACAUGGUAGACAUCCUAAUGGCAGAAAUUGUCAAACGGCUGGGAGGGAUCGAACAAGUGAGCCUGCUUGCAGAUGCUACACUUUUGGAUCCCAGGUUCAAGAAGCAUGCAUUUUUGCAUGAUAGACAUGCAGAAGAUGCUGUUACAAGAGUUGUGGGAGCUGCAUCGAGGUCCUUAAGACCACUGCCACUGGCAACAUCCAGCACAGAGGAAGGAGAGGGUGUCCCACAGGCCAAUCCUUCCACUGAGACAGUGCCUGUGAUUUGGGCCGAUUUUGAGGAGCGGGUUGCAUCACUGAGGCCAGGAGUCCAAAACCCCUUCACAGAGGCAAUGCUGGAGAUUAAAGGAUUCCUGUCAGAGCCACUCCUACCCGGAACAUCUGACCCCCUGGAGUGGUGGAAGUCCCGUGCCACUGUCUUCAAAAAAACCUGCGAUGUUAUGAAGACGAGACUCUGCAUAGUGGCAACUUCCGUUCCAUCAGAGCGGAUCUUUUCAAAGGCAGGACAAAUAAUUACAGACAGGAGGAACCGUCUCAGCCCUGGAAAAGUUCGGGAGCUUAUUUUCCUCAAUGCCAAUCUGUAAGGGACAAUUCAUUUUGAAGUGGACUAGUACUUUUGAACGCAUUAAUCUGUGAAUUUUAUUUUUUUUAAUUUAUAUUUUUGAUUUUGUUGAUUCACAUUUCAUUUUCUAUCUGUGAGACAUUUCAUUGAUAUUCUAUUGAAAUAAAAAUAAAUGUUCCCGUUACAAAUCUUUAUUUUUU